CGUAAAAGCUCUUGCUAUUAAAGCUAAGUUAGGUUAAAGGAGCUUGGUAUGCCAACGCAGCCAACCCAUUACCCAGGAUUAUGAUGCCAAGGUGCCAACCUCGCCAGCCUGCCGUGCUGUCUGCUGUGCACUAAUAAAAAAUAUAAAUCCGAGUUGGUCUCCAGGCAGCGCCAUUGCCUUUUGGUGCUGCGUUAGUAACUCCCCAGUAGAGAGUGCGCCGUGGGGCCAACGACGGAUAUGCAGCGAGUUGGGACGUAUCGACCUAACUUGAAAUUAGGUUUCUUGGAAUUGGUCUUCCUACUAACGUCGGUAGUUGCACAACUACCAGUGGAGGCGGCCCUUAUAGUACCCACAGAUGGGGGCAUUUCUGUUGCUGAGUUACUGUCAGCCCAGGGCAUUCUGCCUCAGGGUGUCACGUACCUGAACCCAGAGAACGACGAUUAUGAUCCUGCCACCGUGGGGCUACCUGUGUUGCCUGUUGUCCUGCAGGGCUGGGGCGGCAUCUUGCCACAGAACCUUUUGGCAAUCAGGCCUCCCACCACUUUCGUUCAUAAGCCCCCACCACCGCCGCUCCCGCCACAUUCUUCAGCUCCACCGCCCCCAUCGCCUCCACCACCCAGUCCGAGCCCUCCACGCACACCUCCUCCAUUGCCUUACACGGCAAUAAAUUUUGACAACAUGGUUGCUAACUUCUUGUUCCAGACCCCGGUCAUCAGCUUGGCACCUGGUCAGAACCUCACCGUUCUGUCUCUGGUGCUAGAUGUGAGCGGCGUUAGUAACUCAUUGGGGUCUUACCAGGGCACGGUCCUGUCAUCACUGUCACCCAUGAUCAUAUUCGAGACUCCGGAGGAGACCGUCCUUACGCUGCAGAACGUGACAGUGCUGAUGGAUGCUAUAGACUUGCGGAACUACCUAGUCCAGCUGGGUAGCGCAACAGAUGCAUGGCCGUACACCACAACGGUGACCGUCUCCCAAGGCGUUGUCAACAUAGACAACCUAACCACACAAGCUAGGGCAACGUCAUCAACUUCAAACAAUGACUACGACGUCUACGAGACCACUGAAGGCGGCGUGGUGCACUGGAAUGCAGUGACGAUCACAUGCCCUGGCAAUUGGAUGCAAAACCCGCCAAUCGCUGCAGCCGUCCUGACAGACAGUUGGCAGUUGGGUGAAUCUGCACUGUCGGAGAUGGCGGAUAGCAUAUACCCGACAACCGUGUUCCUAUCAAUGGCAGCUGACAUCUCUUUGCCUGCUGAUGGCAGCUGGCAACCGGUGCGGUUACCUACGGAUGUGCUACUGGUGCUGCUAGGAAACCCUGUGCGAACCACAAUGUUCGACUUGGCAGGGAUCAAUCGUGCAUGGUCUGCUGAGUACAGCACUCCUGGUAGCACGGCACAGCAAGUCGUACAAAUACGCUACUUGACGCUCAUCAAUCUGCCGUAUACGGAGAUACCUGGUGACACAAGUAGCCUGCUGACAAUCAGCUUGCAGAGCUUUGGAGUUGACAGGACGUUCUAUGACUCGCCGACUCCACAGCUCGUCCUCAAGGACAGCACGCUUGUCGUUCCUGACCAGGAGGUUGCUUUUCUGAAGCGAGUGGUGAGGGGCGAUGGAAACUCCCCUUCGACGACAGACCUUGCGCCAGUCCUACGGGUCUUGGGUGUACAGCUUCAGGCCAAUGCUGCUGCUGAGGGCGAGCUGCUAGUGGAACAGUUGCUGAUUGGAAGUCAGGUUUCCCUGGUCAACUGCACGCUGCUUUCCGCCAGCCGCUACUCGGCACUUCCAGAUGCCCGGCCGUUGCUGCCGCAGUCGCGGGUGUGGCUGCCUGAGGUGUUGCAUGGGGAUGCGGAGACAGCAGCGCAGUGGGGCCCCCUUGGGCUCGCCUUCGGUACAGGCCUCCAAGACGCCCUGUCCAACCUCAGCUCAACAUGCGGUCCGCUGCCAAGCAAGUCGCCUGUUACAUACAUAACAAGACGUGACGACCAGAGCAAUCCGCUGCUGGUGGCUCCCAGUUCCGGAACCAGCGCCUCCAGCAUUAGCAUCAUGAGCGAUGAACCGCUGGCCUCGGCUGCCGAGUGUAUCGUCAGCGGCUAUCCACAACAGCUGGCGGGAGGCCGAACCUUUACCAACCUCCAGGGAGCCGUAGGUCGUGCCAACAUCAUGCGGCCCAUCACACUCCGAAACCUGGUGCUGUACAACCUGGCACCCGGCGGUAGUGGUGGUAUCGGCAGCCCUGGUCAACAAGCGGAGGACUCUCAGUUAGUGGGCCCUGAUGCGGCUUGGACCAACAGUUCCCUGCCUCUGUGGUUCUUCCAAAUGGAUAGGGACACCAAACACAGCAGUGCCACAGCGACAGAUCCGGAGACGUCGUCAAAGCCAUCCAUGCUAGUCCUUGAAAACGUGACCCUCGUGGUUUCAGAACCAGAAUGGCGUGCAUUGGUGGCAACCGUAUUGACCACUGCAGCUGCAUCAACCAGUCUGGAGAGCCCAACACGACGGUCGCUGUUGCAAAGCUCCCAAGGAGUCCAGAAGCUGCAUCCAGGGCAGCAGCAUGGCCUGACCCAGGGGUCUGCAGACUUGCCCAGAGAGCAGCAGCUGAGCCAGCAACAGCCGCAGCAUGUGGCACGUAGGCUUGCCGUGUGGCUUUCAGCUUCGCCUCCUCCACCGGAUGGCAAGCCGACACCGCCACCGAGGCCCCCCUCACCCAUGCCGUUGCGACCACAAUCACCACCGGUUCCCUCACCAGCACCACCACCACUACCACCAAUGCCACCUCGACCGCCGCCGUCUCCACCCUACUCCGACACAACACACCUGGCGUUGCAGGCCUUUGCUGCGGCAUCACAGGUUCUGUCCUACGACUACAAUGCUGGUGUCAUUACCUUGGCGGUCGCAAAGCACUACGGCUGGGUUGGAACCAACGUGACAGUGACGUACAAGAUGCCAGCUGAUGCACCCAGCAGUGCGCAGCUUUUGUUGUACCCAGCAGUUGUCCUGCCGUAUCAGGAUUUUGCAGAUAUGGACAUCAGCAACGCAGCUCUUUCCCCGCCCCCCGCCCCAAGUCCGUCAACCCCGGCACCAACUGGCCCGCCCGCCUUUAAUGACGCACCCACGUCGGGCAAUCAGGAUACGUCCAUGACGGCACCUCCUCCUGCCCAGCGCCCUCCCCCUCGCACCCUCGGCACCGUCAGCAGCCGAUAUCCACCACCUCCCACUCCUGGUAGUCUGGACAGCUACACUCCUCCCUCCCUGGCAACCGUCCUUCAACCACCAUUACCGGUAGCGACAACACCCUCCACCCCCUCCAGCGCCCGUCCAGCCUGGGUGGUCCCCGUUGCGAGCUCUCUGUCAGCCUUUGUCGGCAUGCUGUUGCUGCUUGUCGCCGGCAUUGCUUUCAGACCGGGCAAAUGGCGCCGGGCUGCUGUUACCACCCGUUCGAGCAGCGCCUCCACCCUUGGCUGUGUCAUGGUCAGCAAGGAAGGCGCCAGCAGCAGCGCCGUAGCAACCAGUCGCCAUUUAAGCGAUUUAAACGUUGGGAAUACAACGAGCAAGGGCACGAGUUCGAGUGUCCUGGAGGAGAAGCUGCACUCCACUCUUGCCACGGAGGGUGAGGUGGGCGUCUCGGGUGGACAUCGCAGUAGCGAUAUGGCCACUUACGCUUGGAUUGCCAACAAUCCAAAGGUAAUCCCGGCAGCAGUGGCAGCGGCACCAGAAGCAAGUGGAGGGCACUCUGUGGAGUACGCUGGGUCCGGUGCAAUAGCACUGGCGGCAGCAACCGAAUCUGGUGGAGGGCGAUCCACGGAGCCCGGUGGCAAGCUGGCGGCGCCCUUGGGUGCCCCUGCUGCUGAUUCGGGACCCGGCAGCGGCCCGGGAGCUCAGGGGGGAAAUCGCCCAGUGCCGGCUGCGUCAUCAGUAGCAGCUCCUGAAGCACGGAGGCAGCAGGAGGGACGCGCUGGGCAGGGGGAAAGCGGUACAAGCUGCGAAGGACCCGCAGACGGCUCCCUGGCGCUGGGUUCGAUGCAUGACAUGGACACCAACGCCUAUCUCAACAGCAUUUUGGCCUACUACAGCGGCAUGCGCCGACGUGCGGACCACAACACCAGCAAGACGGCCGGGGCGGCUAUGCAGGCUGCACAGGAGCAGGACGAGGGUGGGCUAGGCACCGCCGGUCUCUCGGUCGACCGCCCUCCCACACUGCCCAGCUGGCUGUCUGGCCCCACAAUGAGUGUUCAUCGGAAUAUGCACUUUGCUAUUGAAGCUGUCAAGGCCGAGUUGCAGGACAAGGAUUUGGAGGUAUACUCCAUACUCGGGGUGGGAGCAUUCGGGGUGGUGUACAGCGGCACAUGGCGGGGCCUGCCCGCGGCAGUCAAGACGCUAGUGGUGCCGAACGUCGUCGUGAACGGACCCGCGGGUCGCGCCAGGCGGCAGGCGGUGCUGGAGGCCGCGGUAUCCAUGAGCCUGGUGCACCCCAACAUCGUGGCCACAUACACCUAUCAGACCCAGGCACUUGUUCAGGAGCCGCUGGUUGCUGCUGGCGACUUCUUGAAUGGGGGCCCAGACGGCUCAGCAGCAGCGAAGGGGCCUGAUGUGGCGGCUGACGAGGAGGGCGAGGCUGACGCAUUCAAGCUGUACAUCGUGCAGGAAUACUGCAACGGCGGCACCCUGCGGGGGGCACUGGAGCACGGCAUGACGGGCAGCAUCCAGGCUGGUGGGCUGCUGAAGCGCCUUGCGCUGCGUCUGGCUCUCGACGUGGCCCUGGGCAUGCGGCACAUGCACGCCUGCCGCAUCGUGCACGGGGACCUGAAGCCGGAAAACGUGCUUCUUACGAGCGGACCCAGUGACGCGUCAUGCGACAACGAGGCCAAGCAGGAGGGUGUGCCGGAGGAUUGGGAGGUGGUCAUGUGCUCCUUUGCCGCUGGCAAAGCCGCUGCGGCGGGCGGCGAGCGGCUUGUUGCCAAGGUAGCGGACUUCGGACUGAGCCUGCUGCUGCCUGAGGGAGCUACGCACGCCUCACAGCGCUUCCAUGGAACGCCGGCGUAUCUGGCGCCCGAGGUGGCGGUUGAUGGCCAGUUGUCCCCUCGUGCGGACGUUUGGUCGUUUGGACUGCUGCUGUUGGAGCUCUACUACGGUUGCGCGCUGGGGAGUGCUGGCAUGCUGAAGAGUGCUGGAGCGGGUGGGGUGGAAGGAGGAGCGGAGCAGCAGCAGGGCGCGGAUGGAGCUGCUGACGACCGGGGACAGCAGUUAUCGCUUUUGGUCAAGGACAUGCUCUCCUCGCCACACGAGCCGUACGGGGAGCUGGUGGCUGCAUGCUUGGCAGCGGAUCCCCGGGCUCGGCCUGGUUUUGGAGACAUCGUGGUGCAGUUGCAGCAAAUGCUGGACGACAGGGCUGCGUGAUGCGCAACCCAGGAGCCGUGGGGCAAUGCGUUUACCUUGAAAUGGCUGAAACCGGCAGGAGUCACGAUGCGUCGCAGUUUUGCAUCGGAGUCUUCCAUGGCACGUGGAAACGUUAAUGCACGGCUUCCACAACAUUGAGCUUAAGCAGACUGAAAUUUCCAAGGUACCCAACAUGGCCCUAGGAAAAAUGCUUAGAAGACAUGAAGUAAGCACCGACUGCCACUUCUGUAUGUGUGACAGGCAUGUACCCUGAUCACAAGAUUGCCGACGCCGCCUCCUUCUUGGUGCCGUUGCUCUUUUAUCAUGAGAAAGUACUAAUGGAAUGGGAGAAGGGGAUGUAUAAUACGAAGAACCUGUUCGGAGUUUUGGCGGGAUGACACACGGGGUGGCCGCAUGCAUCGUGUAGCACCCAGCCGUCUCAGCCUGUUUCGUUUGUUCAGUUGUGCUGCUGAUGGGCUCCUUGAAUACCUGGCAGCGUGCUUUGUUUCUCUUCCGUUUGCAUCCGGCUGCUGGUCCCCUAGCGCUUUUGGCGCCGACCAGGGCGGGGCCUUGUAUGGGGGUGGAUAGCGCGCCGUAGGAUAUUCGUCCCGAAGUCAUUUUUCUAUACAGGGUCAGGUCCUUUUGUAAGGGGUAGCUGGUAUUGGGGUAUUCCUUUGUGGGGUAACCCUUUCUUGCCGGCGGGGGUAGCGGGUCAAUCAGGUUUGUUGGGUAUGGAACACCGCUAUCCGGUCCCCGUUCAUUGUUUCGGUAUGGGUUUGGCUGCUUUCGCUCAACUGAAAAAAUUUGAGGACAUGUGGACUUCAGCGUGUUGCAUGCUCCGUCGAGGGAUGCCGAGGACAGGGUGCU
Messenger RNA from Astrephomene gubernaculifera, 6240 nucleotides. The record is from the annotation of a GenBank genome assembly. NCBI's taxonomy places the organism in Eukaryota, Viridiplantae, Chlorophyta, Chlorophyceae, Chlamydomonadales, Astrephomenaceae.